Molecule: messenger RNA, 1954 nt
Organism: Olea europaea var. sylvestris
Lineage: Eukaryota; Viridiplantae; Streptophyta; Magnoliopsida; Lamiales; Oleaceae
Product: polygalacturonase At1g48100-like
Exons: 7
Coding region: 240-1799 (519 amino acids)
Biological process (GO): carbohydrate metabolic process
Molecular function (GO): polygalacturonase activity
Source: RefSeq, a predicted model, not a curated record
UUCAUUCACAUAAAGGAAAGGAAAACAACUAAUAAAGGAGAAUGAAACAUCACCAAUCUUUCCUCAUGUCAUGCACAGUUUCACUAACUUUUCAAGUAAUAUUUGUUAUAUAAACCUCCAUGCAGUUCCUCUGUUGGCUAUCAUCAUAGAAAACAUAACACCCCCCCACCACCACAACCACCCUACCGCCACCGCCACCAAGCCAUUAUCCUCCACCGUUCUGUCUCCACACAAUAAACAUGGGUGGUUUUAGUUUAAGAAGCCUCACAUUCAUGCUUAUCAUUGUUCUUCUUAUUUGGAGUUCCAAUGUUGAAAUUUGCAGUGCAAGAAGAGUAGGCAGGCAUUGGAGGAAAAAUCGAAGAGCCUCGGAUUCUCUAUUCAAGAAGAAAGGGAAAAAUCAUGGGAGCAAUCACCACAACAGCAAUGGUGGUAAGUCCAAACAGAAAGUUCCAUCACCACCGCCAUUGCCACCACGAGGCUCAGGGUCGAAAAAAGCUCCACCAGUAACCCCGCCAGAGAAAGGUGUAGACAAAUCACCUCCUUCCACUGUCUUUAACGUGCUGCAUUUUGGUGCCAAGGGGGAUGGAAGGUCAGAUGAUACCAAGGCAUUCCAAGCUACAUGGGCAACUGCUUGUAAAGUGGAGGCUUCAACAAUUAAUGUACCAUCAGGAUAUAUAUUCCUUGUGGGACCCAUUUCAUUCUCUGGUCCAUACUGUCAACACAAUAUUGUUUUCCAGUUAGAUGGAAAAAUUGUUGCUCCAACAAGCUCAAAAGCUUGGGGUUCAGGUCUUCUACAAUGGCUUGAAUUCACAAAACUUGUAGGAAUUACAAUCAAGGGAAGUGGCACGAUCGAUGGGAGCGGUGCUGUUUGGUGGCAAGAUUCCCCCUAUGAUGAUCCUAUAGAUGAUGAAUCAAAAUUAAUUGUUCCAAUAAACAGAACAGUCACAGAAAAACCUCCAAUUCCUUUGAGAGGCUCACUUGGCGGGAAAAUGCCAAGCAUUAAGCCGACAGCACUAAGAUUCUAUGGGAGUUUUAAUGCGACAGUCACUGGCAUCACAAUUCAAAACAGUCCUCAAUGCCACCUCAAAUUCGAUAAUUGCGUUGGGGUGUCAGUGUACAAUUUUAGCGUCUCAUCUCCUGGUGACAGCCCGAAUACAGAUGGAAUUCACCUGCAAAACUCCAAAGACGUGCUUAUCCGAAGUUCCAACCUUGCUUGUGGGGAUGACUGUGUAUCAAUACAAACUGGAUGCACAAAUGUAUACAUACAUAAUGUUAAUUGUGGACCGGGACAUGGAAUCAGCAUUGGAGGGCUAGGAAAAGACAACACCAAAGCUUGUGUCUCAAAUAUCACUGUCCGAGACAUCAAUAUGCAUAAUACCAUGAAUGGUGUCAGGAUAAAGACAUGGCAGGGAGGUUCAGGUUCUGUGCAAGGAGUGCAAUUUUCAAACAUUCAAGUUUCUGAAGUCCAACUUCCAAUUGUAAUUGAUCAAUUCUAUUGUGAUAAAAGAAAAUGCAGUAAUCAAACAUCCGCUGUGGCUCUAUCAGGGAUUAAUUAUGCAAAUAUAAGAGGAACAUACACAGUAAAACCAGUGCACUUUGCGUGUAGUGAUAGCAUGCCAUGCACGGGGGUGACCCUUACUGGCAUACAGUUGAAGCCACUGCAAGAACACUACCAUAUGUAUGACCCGUACUGUUGGCAGACUUUCGGAGAGCUCUAUUCUCCUACUGUCCCUCCCAUUCAAUGUUUACAGGGAAAGCCAUUGAGAAACAAGAUUCACAAAGAUACUGAUUCAUGUUGAGUAUGGUCAAGGUAUAUUAUAUAUGGUGUAUUCAUUUGUGCGGUUGGCAUGGUUAUGCUGACCCCUUUCACACCAUUGCUUAGUGAAAUAUUGAAGAAUAUUUUCGUAGUAUAUAUCAGAUUAUACAACAAAUCCAUUACUAAGAUUAUGAGUUU